ACUGAUUCAAGCGAGCUGCCAAAAUUUAUCUAAAAAUGAUAAUCUUGCAUAUUUUUAAGCUGACAAGUGCUUCAAAAAAUGCUCAGGUCGAAAACAAUCACCGAUUGAUAAACUUAUUCCAAGUUGUUGGCAGCUUCAUUUCAUUCCGUAACUACCGCAACUGCCAUGUGAGCGUGUGACGCUCUAACCUCUACUUGUUUUCAAGGCUACAUUCGGUUAUGUUCGAUUAUAAAAUUUUCACGUGCUCCGAGUCACGCUAAGGUGCUCUGGGGCAAACUUUUGACCAAUCGUGAUCGCUGUAUAUCAAUAGUCUAGCACAAGUCACCACAAGCCCAAAGAGGAUCGUACAUAUGCAAGUGUAGCAGCGUGACGGAUUUAUUAGUAAUUGUUCCAGUAUCCGUCGCAAAAAUAAUCAACACUAUUCUGAAAGCAACUGUGCUGAGGAAAUAUAGACAUUAUGAAUACGCCAUACACAUGCAUUACCUGUCGUGUGGCAUUCAGGGAUCUUGAUAUUCAAAGGCAGCAUUAUAAGUCCGAUUGGCACAGGUAUAACUUGAAACGAAAAGUUGCAGAAUUGCCGCCAGUAACAUCAGAUGAGUUUCAGAGGAGGGUGAUUGCACAGCGAGGAAAAGAGGAACAAUCUUACAACUGCAAAGCCUGCAGAAAAAGUUUUAACACAAAAAAUCAGUAUGAGAAUCAUUUGACAUCAAAAAAACACAAAGAAAAAGCAUUGUCUUUUCAUGAUGAGGACAUUCUUGAAACCACAACAUUAGAAACAUCAAAAAAUGCCGAAAAUUUGUCGAAAAAGAAUAACAGUCGACUACAUUCUCGUUUUAAAAAUCCUCCUGAAACCCUCGAAGACAUGGAAAUUGAUUCAGAAAUUGAGUCCAUAGAUUCGGAUGAAUGGAUUGAAGACACUGAAAAUCCGGUUGAAAAUAAUGACUGUAUUUUCUGCAGCCACCACAGCAGGUCCUUUGUCCGUAAUCUUAAACACAUGACUGAGGCUCAUUCUUUCUUCUUACCUGAUCCCGAAUACUGCACGAACCCCAGAGGGUUGUUGAUAUAUCUUGGUGAGAAAGUUUAUGCAGGUUAUAUGUGCCUUUGGUGCAACAACUCUGGUAAAGCAUUCCAAAGUGCAGACGCAGCUAGAACUCACAUGCUUGACAAAGGACACUGCAAGAUGCUCCACGAAGGCGAAGCUCUGAUAGAGUACGCAGACUUCUAUGACUACUCUUCUAGUUAUCCUGAUGAAGGGUACGAUAAUCCAGAUGAAGAGGUCGAAAUUUCAGAGAUUGAUGAUACCGAUUAUCAAUUGGUCCUCCCAUCUGGAGCCACGAUUGGACAUAGAUCUCUAAUGCGGUAUUAUAAGCAGAGUUUGGAUCCAAAUAGAGCACUAGCUCUGCCAAAAAGAGAUAAAUUACGAGCAGUUUUAACACAGUACAGAGCUCUGGGGUGGACUGAUACGCAGAAGGAAGCUGUGAUCAAAAAAGCUAGGGAUAUAAAAUACAUGCAAAAAGUUCAAGCUAGAUACUCGACACAGCUACAAUUUAAAGCGAAUAAAUUACAGAAACAUUUCCGGCAACAAGUCAAUUUUUAGGUGUUAAUUAUUAUGUUCCUGAUUACAGGAAUUAUAUAUCAAUAACAGUCUUAACGGGAAUUGUUAUCAAAAAUGGUAACUUUUUCUUCACCUCACUUUCGAGAAAAAAAUUGACACCCCUUCUUAUUCAAACAACUUGAAUUUUCUUCCGAACGUUUUCGUUUCUCCGCGCAAACUGUCAAUGAUCAUCUUAGUAUCUUUCAUUUAAAAUUAACCAUAUUAAAAGAUGUUGAAAUACUUGUUAUAAAGUUUAAUUUAGACGUUAGCGAAAACAUUUGUAAAUUAAGGACGAACGUUGCGAUUCUAAAUAUAUUUCAUUACAUUGAGUGUUUGUUUAGAACAACAUUCAUAUUCUAUUUACCGAAGUUGAAUUAUUGUGUUGAACUGUAGAACAUUUCAAAGUUCCUGUGAAAUCAUUGUAACAUGCAUUCUUGGAUGCACAUGGAGUUGAGGAAAUAAACGAAUGAUGUGACAUGGAUUAUAGUAAAA
Neodiprion virginianus is the source of this 2086-nucleotide messenger RNA. Its product is annotated as zinc finger protein 622. Bases 458 to 1597 code for a protein of 379 amino acids. Gene Ontology annotation, molecular function: nucleic acid binding; zinc ion binding. Gene Ontology annotation, cellular component: preribosome, large subunit precursor. The record is from RefSeq and is a predicted model, not a curated record. The transcript is spliced from 3 exons. Gene Ontology annotation, biological process: ribosomal large subunit biogenesis. NCBI's taxonomy places the organism in Eukaryota, Metazoa, Arthropoda, Insecta, Hymenoptera, Diprionidae.